AUGAUUCGCACAGAUGAAUUUUACCGUGAGGGUUACAGCGUUGAAAUACUUAAUGUUUUGGAACGGGAAUUUAGCCAAAACCAAUAUAUCAAUCGCAUUGAUAUGGAGCGAACUGUAAAUGAAACCAGCCUGACUAGUCGUCAGGUUAAGUACUGGUUUCAGAACCGUAGAGUGAGAGAAAAAAAACUGAUGAGACGACUUUUAUCCGAGUGA
Molecule: messenger RNA, 213 nt
Organism: Helobdella robusta
Lineage: Eukaryota; Metazoa; Annelida; Clitellata; Rhynchobdellida; Glossiphoniidae
Exons: 1
Coding region: 1-213 (70 amino acids)
Biological process (GO): regulation of transcription by RNA polymerase II
Molecular function (GO): DNA-binding transcription factor activity, RNA polymerase II-specific; RNA polymerase II cis-regulatory region sequence-specific DNA binding
Source: RefSeq, a predicted model, not a curated record